Messenger RNA from Baudoinia panamericana UAMH 10762, 1406 nucleotides. RefSeq lists its product as uncharacterized. The record is from RefSeq and is a predicted model, not a curated record. The transcript is spliced from 4 exons. The coding region runs from base 1 to 1050 and encodes 349 amino acids. Gene Ontology annotation, cellular component: peroxisomal matrix. NCBI's taxonomy places the organism in Eukaryota, Fungi, Ascomycota, Dothideomycetes, Mycosphaerellales, Teratosphaeriaceae. Gene Ontology annotation, molecular function: fatty acyl-CoA hydrolase activity. Gene Ontology annotation, biological process: acyl-CoA metabolic process; fatty acid catabolic process.
AUGGAGGACGACUUCAAUGGCAAUACUUACUUACCAUUUACGGAGUUGAUCCGGCUUGAGAAAGUCGAUGAACGGACGUUUCGGUCGAGAGCUAUUCCAUUCGCUCCUGGUGGACAGUUAGGGCAAAGGCGCACGUACGGCGGCCAUGUGUUCAUGCAGGCAGCCUGGGCUGCGUCUCAGACGAUAGGCGACGGGUUCCUUCUCCAUCAUAUUUCGGGUAACUUCAUCUUGCCUGGUCUUGUCAACAUUCCCUUCGUGUAUAAAGUGCAUAUCAUCCGAGAUGGUCGGUCUUAUGCCACUCGGAUCGUCAAUGUGACCCAAGCGCAGGAGAAGGGUAUCUGCUUCACCUGUACCUGCUCGUUCAAGCGACCGGAGACCAGCCCACUAGAGGUCCAGGAGCGGCUCGAUAUUUGGAAACAAUACAGCACCGUUCUGGAUGGGAAACAUCCGGCUGACUUCGACGAGAUCCCGGGUAUGGACGUUCCAUGGUACUGGAAGCGACGGAAGGAGACGGGAACCAAUGACCAGUUUCCUGGUUUAGAAAUGCGUAAGGUUGAGAUGGAGAAGUACAACUCGCAACGGCACCCUCUUGAUAGACGGCAGUUGAUGUUCUAUCGCACACUGGGAGAUUUGAAGUCAGACCCGAAUCUUCACCUCUGCGCGCAUCUAUACGCCUCGGAUCGCAACAGCUUGUUCAUCGUUGCGAAUCACUUCGAGGUUGGCGACAUAUACACACAGAUGGGCAGCUUGGUGCAUUCGGUCACUUUCCAUGGUGAUGCCAAGGAUGCGCUGUUCGGACCAUCAACGCACACGGACUCGCCGCUCGAUGAUCAGAACGGAAGAUGGUUCGCCAAAGAGGACUGGGGCAGUAGAAUGUCCGGAGGCCGUACCAUGUUUCACAGCCGGCUGUUCUCGGCGAAUGGCACACACAUAGCGACAGUACUGCAAGACGGCAUGAUCCGUGUCACCAAGAAGCCCACAGCCAGCGACGAGGAAGUGCAGAUGUUGGAAAAGCGAGCAGCGGAGUGGAAGCCCAGAACGAAGUUGUGAAACCUCGAAACGGCUCCUCCCUCAUCCAGAGAUCGGCACGCGCAUAUCCAAACGAAAUUUCCCACGUCACACAUUAUCAGUCCACCUCAACCUCUGACUGUCGGUCUCACAGGCACAGAGAAACAUCAACCUCGAACCCGUUGUCAGUGAUGGAGACCUGCGCCACUAGGCAGCAUACCGCCAGAGGUGCGAAACAACAUCUACGAGCUCACACUUUACUGCGACAAACCUUUCGGGCUUAGCUGAUUAAUCGUGUUCGCAAAUUCAGCGGCUCGCUGUAUUGGGCUCCCGAUUCUGAGCAUGAAGCUAAGGAUCGCCACUGCCUCGCCCUCACUAAAGUCUGCAAGCAUAUAAGG